AUGACAGUCGAAGCAAUUGAAAACGGGUGGUUCGAGCCACUGCCGUUGCAAAAAUACCAAGAUUUAGUGAUCAAAUCUAUUCCUGAAAAUCUUUCUGGCUGUCCUCCAGACAAAACAGUGGGUAAUCCUGCAGUGCAAGUGGCUUGCGGACCAAACCUAAGAUUCUUAGGUUGCCUUGAAAACGGCCAAACCAAUUACAGAGGAACAAUCUUGCUUGUUAUUCGCGACGCCCCGGAGACUGAAAGGGUAGAGCCUUCUAUUGAGUAUUAUAUUGGGCCUGCUACCACUUCGACUGGCUCUCUCCAGUUGAGCAAGGGAGAGUUCCCAGGAACUCUAUUUCACCAAGAACAGGGCCUGAGUUUUUGGAGAUUUAGCAUGGAACUACAUUUACAAGAGUAUGAGCAGAAAGUAAAGUAUUCUGUUAAUGGCGAGUACAACGAGAACUUUCAAUUUUACCUGCCUUCUGUCGAGCAAUCCAUGAAUGUCAUGUCUUACUCUUGUAACGGCUUUUCAUUGAGUGUCAAGACUGCAGACUUCAAAAGUUCGCUGUGGUACGAUGUUAUGCGCAGACACAAUGAGUUGCCUUACCAUGUGAUGGUUGGAGGGGGUGAUCAAAUCUAUUGCGACUCCGUGAAAAAGUCUUCCAAGCCUUUUGAGAAAUGGCUAGAACAUAAGAAGCUGCACUCUUACGACAAGCUCACUGAUGAAAUUGUUGAUUCUCUCAAAGAAUAUUAUCUGACCAAUUACAUACAAUGGUUUGGCAAAGGGUAUUGGGAAGGAACAGCAGGUGCUACUUUGCAGUGUAUCUACCCUUUGGCCUUGCAACAAAUUCCACAAAUCAACAUUUUUGACGACCAUGACAUCAUUGAUGGUUUUGGCUCGUACAGUCAUCGUACCAUGACUCAGGAUAUUUUUAAAGGUGUUGGUAACAUUGCAUUCCAGUAUUAUUUAUUAUUCCAGCACCACACCUCUCCUACAGAAGACUGCAAAUCUGAACCUUCUUGGAUUUUGGGAGCCUCUGUCGGUCCCUACAUCAAACAGUUGUCCAGAUCUCUUUAUACAAGGCUAGGAAAAGAGGUUGCACUAGUCGGCUUGGAUUGUAGAACGGAAAGAACGAAAAAGCAAGUUGUUACGAAAGAGACCUAUGCCCGUGUGUUUGAAAGAUUAAAACAAGAAAUCACUGCAUCUAACGGUGAUAUCAAACACCUUCUUGUUUUGCUUGGUGUCCCGAUUUGCUACCCUAGAAUGGUGUGGAUUGAAUCCAUUCUGGGGUCCGCUGCUCUGGGUCCUAUCAAGUGGUUGGCCAGGAAAGGAAUCAUUGCCAAGGGUCUGGUUAAUGAGUUUGAUGGUGGUGUGGAAUUACUAGACGAUUUGAACGAUCAUUGGUGUGCUGUUCACCAUAAGAAGGAACGCAAUUGGCUGAUGGGAGAAUUGACAAAAUUCGCUGGAACACAUGGUGUCAGAAUCACCAUUCUUUCCGGGGACGUCCAUCUUGGCUGUCUUUCACGAAUGAUGACAAAAAUGCACAAACAUCACAUCUUCAGCAGCAGGAUAGACGAGAACCGCAAGGAGAUUUUGGCGCACCCAGAACACGAUCCAAGACUAAUCUUCAAUGUCAUUUCCUCUGCCAUUGUGAACACUCCGCCACCUAACGGCAUGGCAACGCUACUGGAGAAAAGAUCCAAAAUCCACCACUUUGACUCGAAUUGUGAUGAAGACGUUGUGGACCUGUUUGUAAGAGAUACCAACGGCUCUGCAAGGGCCAACCACUUGUUUUUGAACAAGCGAAACUAUGCCGAUCUUAUUCCUUUCAAAAACCUCAAAAAUACAGAGCGUUACAACAAGUUCCGCCCAGGAGAUCUGAUCCAUCCAGGGCCAUCUGAAGCAUUGGAGAAAGCAGAAAGUGUUGGGGACGGAAGCUUUUCCACCAAGAAGAUUGGCUAUCCUCUGGAUCCAAAUUCUCUCGUGACCACGUUCCAUUUCGAGGUCGACAUGAGGGACACAAACUCUCGAACUUACGACUACGAGGUUUUGAUUCCUCAAUUAGAAGGAACUUACGAUUUGAAAGACGUCGGUCUCAAAUAG
Messenger RNA from Ogataea parapolymorpha DL-1, 2085 nucleotides. RefSeq lists its product as uncharacterized. The record is from RefSeq and is a predicted model, not a curated record. Gene Ontology annotation, cellular component: membrane. Lineage: Eukaryota; Fungi; Ascomycota; Pichiomycetes; Pichiales; Pichiaceae. Bases 1 to 2085 code for a protein of 694 amino acids. The transcript has a single exon.